AUGCUUAGACUGCCCUUUCGACAUCGUCGGCGCCGUGGCCUAUUCCAUGCGCUUCUGAUACUCUUCGUUAUCUGGAACGCAGUCGAGGUUGUUCUCAUCCAGCGUCAUCUCUGGCACCCUCUAGCCCAUAACAACCACCAGCUCCAGUCACCACCAGAGCGCAUCUUCAUCGCAAGUAUCCACUGGAAUGAUGAGAUCAUCCUGCGCAGUCACUGGAACCAGGCGUUAAUCAACCUGGUGCAGGCCCUCGGUCCCCAGAACGUCUUUGUCAGUGUCUACGAAAGCGGCAGCUAUGACAACACCAAAGACGCGUUACGGGCCCUGGAUCAGUCCCUCGCAGCUCUGGAUGUCCCGCGGAACAUCACUCUGUCUAAUGUCACCCACUGGGAUGAGAUGCACAAACCCCCAGCUGACCACGACUGGCUCCAGACCAAGCGUGGGAAAAAGGAGCUGCGGCGGAUUCCGUACCUCGCCCGGACACGCAAUAUCGGUCUCGAACCGUUGAGCCGUCUGGCCGAAGAAGGAGUCCAUUUCGACAAGAUCUUGUUUCUUAAUGAUAUUGUUUUUACGGUCAAUGAUGUGUUUGCGCUCCUCGGCACGCAUAACGGCCAGUACGCCGCGGCAUGCUCGCUGGAUUUCUCCAAACCCCCUUACUACUACGACACUUUUGCUCUUCGCGAUGCGGACGGCAAGGAGCCAAUCAUGCUCACCUGGCCCUAUUUCAGUGCAUCCGCAUCCCGGAACGCCUUGGUGCAGUUGGACCCUGUGCCCGUGAAGAGCUGCUGGAAUGGAAUGGUUGCCAUGCCCGCCGCGCCCUUCUUAUACACUGAUAAACCCCUCCGUUUCCGGGACAUCCCGGACUCUCUCGCCCAGGAGCAUCUCGAAGGCUCGGAAUGCUGUCUGAUCCAUGCCGACAACCAAAUCGCGUCGGACGCGGCCCGGCCUACGAGGCCGUGCAUCCUGACGACCGAUGGUUGUCUUCCUGGCGGAUCUUGCGCGGACUAUGGUCGAACCGCCUUCGACGAUGGAGUCAUGUUGACCUGA
Aspergillus terreus NIH2624 is the source of this 1044-nucleotide messenger RNA. RefSeq names its product glycosyltransferase family 69 protein. The transcript has 4 exons. The coding region runs from base 1 to 1044 and encodes 347 amino acids. The record is from RefSeq and is a predicted model, not a curated record. Lineage: Eukaryota; Fungi; Ascomycota; Eurotiomycetes; Eurotiales; Aspergillaceae.